Molecule: messenger RNA, 4798 nt
Organism: Linum trigynum
Lineage: Eukaryota; Viridiplantae; Streptophyta; Magnoliopsida; Malpighiales; Linaceae
Source: the annotation of a GenBank genome assembly
ACCUUGGCCCAUGAAGAAAGCCCGAGGGAAACUCAAAUCGAAAUUGAGUCCAAUACACUUGAUCGAAAAAAACAUUUGAGCCAAUAUAGAAACACAAACCUAUUGAAGGAUUCAUCGACUUGGUUGGAAAUUGGAAUCUUGCAAGUAACCCGAAAAGCAUUAGAAAAAAUCAUUUUCCUUUAAGAAUUGUGUCCACAACCACUUCCUGUUGGACAAAUAUCAUCGUUAGUUGAUGCUACUGGAACUAAACACUGGUGAUUAACUAUCCAAAUUCGUUUAGUCAGUCCAAUAGGAUUGCCGAUUGCAAAAAUGCCUUAUCCUCUUAGUCAUCCAAAUGCGAACACACGUACCUCAGGGUAAAAAAAAUACAGCAAUUGCUUGUCCUGCUGGAUGCCAUUCUCCAUUUUGCAGGCUAAUUUGGGAGGCAGAUUGAGACGGGUGAGUAGUUCACAGCCGUUGCCAAAUUUGUCAUUCUCAGCCAACCCCUGCUCUCGAAGUGUAAGUCCGUUUUAUACAUGGAUUAGAAAUCUUUUACCAUAGUUCCAAACCACAUGAGACUAACUAUUGAAGGUCUGAGCAUGACAAGAAAAAAUUGUGUAGGAAACACUCUGAGACCAUGGCAAGGAUACCAAUAUGGUGAUCCAACACGUGAUUUAAUCGACUUGUACGAUAUGAUAUCAGAAUGGUAAAUUCUCGUGUUAGUAUAUCGGAUCGAACAUGCAUCUCAAUUGUUAAAACCAUCGUCUAUUUGAAAAAGGGAGACGAUUCAUUGAUUUGGGUGGAUAUUGUAUAGUGGCCAAUACAGUUUUUUUUUUAACAAAGGAAAGUUCUUCAUCAAUCUAAAUAUCAUGUGCUUAACAAAUGAGGGUCGUCAGGAUUCACACACAAGAUUUUUUUUUUCUAUCAAUAAAUGUCAUGUGCUUAACAAAUGCUCUGAUAUCAUGUCAAGAACUAAUUGUUUUCAAUGACUCGAAUUGUUGAGUGAGAUUCAAUCAUGACUCUUAAUAUUGUUGGAUAUUUUGAAUGCAUGAAUUGUGAGAAAUUUUCAUGAUAAGUAGUAUGGAUAGGGAAUGGUUUAUGCAUGACUGAUAAACAAUUUAAAUAUUAUAUUAAAUCCAUUAUAUAGAAUAAUUUGUAAACUAUUUUACAGCUAUAAAACGGUUAUCUAUCAACCAUUUUUAUGUUGAUCUACCCGUCGAAUCCAAUUGUGAAAAUGAAUUGCUUUCAUGCAUGUGCUGUAUAUAUCGGUAGGUUGGAUUGAGACUUAGCAUCGAACUGGAGCUCGACCGGGAACACUAAACAUCAGUCGGUGGACACCUGAUGAAACUGACGAGGCCGGACAAUAAACUAGCUUUCUGUUUUGUCUGACUAAAGCCGGACAGCCGGACAGAAAUGGCCAUUUGCAAUUUGUGGUUGGAACCGCCCUGAUCAGAUACUAUUAUUGGACCCCAGAGUCGAUCUAUUUCAACUUCUAAUCGGUACUACUACGGCUACGUGAGUCGUGACCGUCGGUGAUUAUAGUUGUUGCCAUCGUGUCAGCAAUACUAGUACAGUUGUUUAAUUUUACAACUGUGCGCAAUUAUAGUUGUAGUUAUGAUUUUUACAGUUAUAAUCGGGGUUUUUUUUAUGGUUGAAGAAUCACAACUCUGAUGUAAUCUACUACAACUCAUGAUUAGCACGAUGCUAAUUCGAGUAAGUGUCCGCUCUUUGGACAUGACCUGACCUAACCCCUGCUUUUAGUGCCCAAAGGAAGCCAACCCAUCAAACCUCUCGUACCGGUGGGUAGCAGAAAGAGAGAGCACAAUUAGAAAUGAACUUCCCCAGUUAAUCACUCCUCUCGCUUGCGCAACGUCAAAUGACAAACAUAAACACAAACACAAGAAAAGGAAAAACCUCAAGUGCAUGCCCCCAUUUUUUUAAUUUUGCCUUCUUUCUCUCCUUUCCUUUCCCUACCUUAGUUUCUUGAUAAGGAUUUGAUGAUGAGGCAUCCAUCUCCAUGUGUGACGCUCGUCCUUUAGUAUUUACACAAAAAAGUUACGUGUCCAAUUCACGCUUCCAUUCUAUAUAUACCCUCCUCUUCCUCUUCCCACAUCCACCAAACCAAAUCCUCUCUCAACCCUUAAAUUCCUCUCCUCCAAUCGCACAACAGAUUCAAUUCUCUCUUUCUUCCGUAAGAUCCCAAUGGCGACUGCCAACGGCCACUCCCCGCCGGCCUCCAGAUGGUCUCUCCACGGCAUGACCGCUCUCGUCACCGGCGGCACUCGCGGCAUCGGGAGUGCGACUGUGGAGGAACUAGCUGGGCUGGGAGCCAAGGUCCACACGUGCUCGCGCAACGAGUCCGAGCUCAACGACUGCCUACAGCAAUGGAAAGCAAAGGGCUUCUCCGUUUCCGGGUCGGUCUGCGACGUGUCGUCGGCGUCCGAGAGGGAGAAGCUCGUCCAUGAAGUGGCCUCGCUCUACAAUGGCGCGCUCAACAUCCUCGUCAACAACGUUGGGACGAAUGUCAGGAAGCCCACAACAGAGUAUUCGACGGAAGAAUAUCUGAGGCUGAUGUCCGUUAAUCUGGAAUCAUCGUACCAUCUCUGCCAGCUGGCUCACCCGCUUCUCAAGCAGUCCGGAGAAGGGUCCGUCGUCUUCGUGUCGUCGGUGGGCGGUGUUCUCCACAUAGGCAGCGGCUCCAUUUAUGGCCUCUCCAAAGGUGCAAUCAAUCAGCUGACCAAGAAUCUGGCUUGUGAGUGGGCGAGGGACAACAUCAGGACCAACUGCGUCGCUCCUUGGUACACCCGAACCUCCCUCGUUGAGCAUCUGCUGGAGAAGAAGGAUUUCUUGCAGCAAAUAGUGGCGAGAACGCCGCUCCAGAGGAUCGGAGAGCCGAACGAAGUGUCGAGCUUGGUGGGGUUCCUGUGCAUGCCGGCGGCUUCCUACAUCACCGGACAAGUGAUCUCUGUGGAUGGAGGAAUGACAGUGAAUGGCUUCAACCCUCCAAUCAACCUAGACUGAGACAAACUGGCAGCGUUUUCUUAAUCAAAUGUGAUUGCUUUCUGUAUCUGUAUUGUAGGUAUUCAAGGUGGGGAUUCAAAUUAACUAGUAAUUCCUAGUUUUAAUCAUUAUAUACUGUACACCGCAAUUAUGAAUAAAAAAAAAGGUCUCUACGUUAAUCUCAGUUGUUUGUUUGGUGGGAAGAUGAUGAUUGUGAUGGAUGAUCCGACUCAUUCACCCCAUCCUCAAGCAAGCUCUGAAAUUGAAAGCUGUAAUACCAAUUUUCAUGAAUGGAAUGACUAAUGAGCUUAGUUGUGGAAGAAAGAAGUAAAGAACCGAAAGUUCAUAAAUAUCUAGCGUAUCUACCGGAAAUCCAGGACAAGUUGCAUCUAGCAGCAAACAACGAAUCUUUUUUAUAAUGACAGUGACAUCAUUUGAGUUGCAGGUUCAAUGGUUCAUUAAAACUCAGUCCUCCCUUCAUCAUUUGAUUCAAUUCCCUGAAAUCUAUGGCAUAUUAGCUUCUUUUAUAUUUUGCCCCAACGUACUUGUUCAUUGUACUUAGAUUUUUGGCAAAAUUCAUUCGUAUAGCCAAAAAUUUUACGUUUGUGACAACAAUAGCCACUUUUGGGGAAAUACCAAUAAUAGCCAGAAAUUGGAAAGUUUGAUGACAAUAAUAGCCAUUUCCGUUACAUAAUUCAACGUCGUUAGUUACACCGUUAGUCAAAUUAAUGGGACGAUGAUCUGGCUGCCAACUCACCCUCUCUUUCGUUUCCACCUCAGCAUUCAUUGACAGAUGGAUGACACCUCAUUUACAAAAAUAAAAAUUAACCUUACCUAAAUCUGGGAAAUCAGCUUGGUAUCUCCAUCCAAGAACUGCCCUCUCCCCACACCGUUGUCCAUUCUCGUUGACCCAGCCGCUGCCGAUCUCAAUUUCCGGAUGCAAGGCCAUCAACAAGUUCUCCAAAGAAGAUGAUUGGAUUUGAAAACAACAAAGAGAGGAGACAAUGGUUGAAUCCUCUACUUCUUUCACCUCUUGUUAUUUCCUCCCUGCCGUCCACUUCCACCACCUAUCUUCCUCUACACCCGGUUGGGAUAGAAAAGAGGAAAACCCAAGUUGCUAAAGUGAAACCUUUCUCUCGUCCAGACUCGACCACCACCACCACUCUUUUUUAAUCUACCCGAAACAAGACUAGAGGAAUAAAUCCAAUCUAAGAAACCCCACAGAAAACCCACAGGUAGUCGAACAAAUCCCCACUGAAAUCCCACAGGGAGUUGAACAAAUCGAAAACCCACAAGGAGUCGAACAAAUCGAACAGUUUCCCCAAUGGGUACUUCACAUCUGACCCGCGAUUCUCCUUCGAGUCAUCCAACGCUUAAUUCGCUUCCGAUGUUAGGCCGGAGCUGGCGGAGCCAUCACUGGACACUUACACGGGGGCAGCUGCAGUAUUAGCCUCUCAAUCUUUGUGUCUCGGACCUCGCAAACAUCAUCAUUCAUCUCCACCCACCUAAAAUAGCGACAGUUCUUCUUCACAUCCAGCCCAAUGACACCCAUCCAAUUAACAAACAACCCCUCAAACAACAACAUUCAUCGUUACGAUCAUUAGCCCUUACCUUCCAAUAUGGACAUCCAUAGAAGCGUCGGCCUGGGUUAUCAUUAGUACCAGAUGUUUUGACUACGAUGGGAAUGUUGUGCAUGCAGCGGACGAGGCCAUCACCACCGAUGCUUGUCGCAGAGGAAGAGACCCGCUUUGACAUCUCCAAUCCAACCCUUUGUGACGCUGGAAAUUGAGAAGGCUAAAAAUGAAAUAUGUAGCGUGGA